AUGACAGACGCCGAGAAGCUUGAGCCUCCCAAGGGUGCUCCCGUCGAGGACCCCGGAGCCCGCGAACUUGCUGAGGAGUCCGAGUCCGAUGACCAGUUUACGGAUGCUGCAUCUGGUUCCGGAAGCCCCAAGAUUAGUUCACCAAUUCCCAAAACCCGGGUCGAGAAGGUCGACGACCAACCUUCGCACGGCGAGGUUCCCGGAACUCAAGCGUACGACUUGCGAGGACAAGAUGCUCAGCCUGACGAGAUCGCAAUUGUACCUGAAACAGCCACAUCCGAUGAUGCCGUCUCAACCCCCGAAGUUAACCCUCCCACAACCGUCGUAGAGGAGGCACCAGGGACCAGAAGCCGAUCGUACUCUGUCCAGUACGAGGAGAAGCGCAAGGCGGAUGCUUCCCCAGAUAUUCUCGUGGAUUCUGAUGGGCAGGUCAAGGAGAUUCAGGGCGAGAGCACAAAUGUGGAAAGCAAUUCUGACAAUUCAACACCCUCCCCCGAUCCUACAAACACGAAGUUACAAGAUGAACCUUCCGAAGAGCCUGGCGCUCUAGCUGCUCCCUUGCAAAAUGGUGACAGUGACGGUGAUAUCGGAAAUGACGACAUGGAACAAGAUGAUGACGAUAACGAAGCCAAUGACGAUGAUGAGUUUGGUGACGACUUUGACGACUUUGAAGAGGGUAAUGAGGAUGACGAUUUCGACGACUUUGAGGAUGGAUUCCAGGAAGCAGAAACUCCAGCGCCUGUUGCUGCUUCGCAACCCACGCCGCAAUCUACAUUGCCAUUUCCCAUACCCGACUUUGACGGCGUCGAUGCAGAAGGGGUCAUGAAUGCAUUGGAGCCCUUCCUCGCUACGCUAUUCCCCCCGGAAGAGCUCGACCUCCCCCAAUUCCCUCCUCUAUCAAAAGACUCCGUGUUCUUUACGCCACGAUCAGCAUCUCUUUGGUCUCAACUCGUUGCGCCCCCGCCCCUAGCCCCUCCCGACUGGAUCCGCUCUCGUACACGCCGCCUUUUCCUCGUCUCGUUGGGUGUCCCGGUUGAUCUGGAUGAGAUUCUGCCCGCCUCCAAGCAAAAGAAGCUUGUUCUCCCCUCACUGAAUGUUCCUGGACUCUCCCCUCGAAAUUCUACAGAUUCCAGAUCUGUCUCACGGUUACGGCAGGGCGAGGGCAACAACUCAUCUACGUCAGUUGAUACCCAAGGAAAGCCUUCUGCAUCGUCAAGGAAGCGUCGUGGGCCACCGCCGCAGCCAGAGCUGGAUCUCGUGGCUGCUCGUUACCUUUGCCAAACUACGGACGAAGCUCUUGAUGGUAUGACAGAUAACGAACUCAAAGCUCACAUCGCCAAGCUGGAAGGCUUAGAGGAAGCGGCGAAAGAGGCGCUGGAGUAUUGGAAAAAGAGGACAGACGAAAAGAUUGGCGACAGGGAAGCGUUCGAAGGGGUUAUAGAAAACUUGGUCAAGCACGCGCGCAAAGUUCGCAAAUAG
Messenger RNA from Fusarium coffeatum, 1479 nucleotides. RefSeq lists its product as uncharacterized. NCBI's taxonomy places the organism in Eukaryota, Fungi, Ascomycota, Sordariomycetes, Hypocreales, Nectriaceae. The transcript has 4 exons. Bases 1 to 1479 code for a protein of 492 amino acids. The record is from RefSeq and is a predicted model, not a curated record.